AUCGAUGGCAAUAAUGAUGAUUAUAAGAAAGACGAAUGUUAUUCGAUAUGUGUGCGAGCACUACACGUGACAAAGUGCGAAAUUUCAAGCAAAAUCUAUAAAAAUAAAUUAAAUAAAUUAUGCUCGUUAAGUUCUUAACAAAAUUUGACGUUUCCAAAUUUUAAGCACGUAAUCUUUGCAUAAAUUCGCGCUGCAUAGUUUCGGCAUUCAACCUUUUAUACUUUUUGCGAGAUUUGAAGGCGUAUAAAUAUUGCCGCAGCGUGGAGAGGAGAACAAGAACAGCAGCCGCAAUAGCAACAGUGCAGUUAAAACGCGCAUACCAAGUAACGCCACUGAAUAGCCAUGCAAAACAAUCCCAGUCCACAGCUGCCCUGCAAGGGCAUUUUAAAGACUUCCAGCAGUUUCGAUAAGUCCGGCGCCAGUUUUCGCAAAAGCGCCAAAUUCGAUGAACUGAACGUUUUACAGACGUUUCAUCCGGCUGACAAGGAUUACGGACACAUGAAAAUCGAUGAGCCGAAAACGCCAUAUAACUAUUCGGAGCAAUACGGUGAGAACAGAGACGAGCUGGACACGGAAUUAUUAGUGGAAAAGUUACGUAUAGCGGCUACCUCCCAACAGUCUUCCCAAAGCGUAGAUGAAGGUUCUUCCGGCGAUGACACGCCCGUAAGCGAAGAGGAACGACAAAGACGUCGUGAGUUCGAGCGACGCCGUAAAGCACAUUACCGGGAAUUUGAGGCCGUGAAAUUGGCUCGCAAGCUCAUACAGGAAGAGGAUGACGAUGAUGGUGAUGACGCGGCAGGCGCCAGCACCAGUGGUUGUGCGACCAGGAGUGUGGCGCAAGAUGCUGCUGCAGCUGUGGCCGCCGCUACCGGCACUGCAACAACUGCAACCGCCUGCUUUGCCAGCAGUUCAAGCCAAAAAACGACAAAAAAAUCAACAAGUAGCACCGGCAGCAAUAUGGAUGUUGAACAAUCUCAUAACUAAGAGCCAUGUCAGGGAGACAUUAACAAUAAUAGGCAUAUGAGAAAGGCGCUCAGGCUGGCAGUGAUGUUGUGAAUUGUAACAAAUGUGUUGAAGAUGAUAAUGAUAAUUGAUUUCGAGUGGAAAUUAGUGGCUGCCGUUCCAAAACUGUUCUUAAUUGUUAACGCCAGCAUAUACAUAACUAAAGUAAUAAUAAAAUAACUGAAAUUCUA
Molecule: messenger RNA, 1193 nt
Organism: Scaptodrosophila lebanonensis
Lineage: Eukaryota; Metazoa; Arthropoda; Insecta; Diptera; Drosophilidae
Gene: I-2
Product: protein phosphatase inhibitor 2
Exons: 6
Coding region: 343-984 (213 amino acids)
Biological process (GO): regulation of signal transduction
Molecular function (GO): protein phosphatase inhibitor activity
Source: RefSeq, a predicted model, not a curated record